UAUUCGUGAAGAACGUUUCCGUGCAAAAAAAAAACCGGUCUUUUGGGCAACACCUCUAUUCACCCCCCCCUCUAGAGGUGUGCGAGGCGUCUAACAAGUGGUAUCAGAGAGAGGGAUUUUCAAAGCUUUACCGCUGAAAAUUUAAAAAGAUCAUGGCCGGAAGAAUAUUUCAACCCGGAGUUGCCGAAGGACAAUCCACGACAAGGCCACCACUCUUCGACGGUACAAAUUAUGCUUAUUGGAAAGAGAGGAUGAGAAUAUUUAUCCAAUCAAAUGAUUAUGAUUCUUGGAUGGUGAUCAAACAUGGAGAGACGGUUCCCACGAAGAUUGUUGACGGGGUUCUUGUUCCAAAGCUAGAGACCGAAUAUACCUCAAAUGACAAAAAGAAGAUGCAACUAAAUGCAAGGGCCAUCAACUUUCUAUAUUGUGCCGUGAACCCGGAUGACUAUCUGAAAAUCUCAAGGUGCAAGACGGCUAAUGAGAUGUGGAACAAAUUAGAGGUCACAUAUGAAGGAACAAGUCAAGUGAAGGACUCCAAGAUCGACUUACUCACCCAUGAGUAUGAGCUUUUCAUGAUGAUGGAAAAUGAAACAAUAGAUGGCAUGUUCGAGAGAUUUUCAACUAUCGUCUCAAAUUUGGAUACACUUGGGAAGCAUUAUGAGGAUCAUGUUCUUGUUCGAAAAAUCCUACGAAGUCUCACACCAGAAUGGAAGUCUACGGUCAAUCCUAUCAAAGAAGGCCGAGAUUACAAUACGUUGACAUAUGACGCAAUUCGAGGUAAACUACUCACUUAUGAAAUGACUAACUUUUCUAGUGCAGCGGAGAUCAAAAGGGAUCAAAAUCUAUCAUUCAAAGGAGUUGCACUCAAAGCUUCAUCGUCAAAAUAUGUCGAGACAAGCGGCUCUGGAGAAAGUGACAUUCUCGAGUUAUUUAAUGACUUCUUACAAAAUGAGCUUGAGCAAUUGAAUGAGAGUAGAAAGCCUACUUGGAUACCUACACCUCUCGCACCUGUAUAGUUCCCAGUAACGGGAGUAGCUUUUUAGUUCUUCAGGUUUGCAGCUUUCGUUAGGUUGAGAUCAAGGAGAAGGAGUAGGCUACUACUUCAAGCCAUUUGUCUUAUGGCUCAAAGUGAAUCCGAAGAGGUAAGUUCUUCUAACGAUCCUUUUAGUUUUGAAGAACUACAAGAAACAUUUGGUGAUUUA
Cuscuta campestris is the source of this 1202-nucleotide messenger RNA. NCBI's taxonomy places the organism in Eukaryota, Viridiplantae, Streptophyta, Magnoliopsida, Solanales, Convolvulaceae. The record is from the annotation of a GenBank genome assembly.